AUGCAGAAUGAGAUUACGAUUGAAAUUCGUAGAAUUUCUCCUAAAUGGUUAGCUAAAAUACUCAUUGGAUUUUAUAUGAUAAUGCCAUCUAUAUUUGAACGUGUAUCACCUAUAUUAUUAAGUACAUUUGUAUAUGGAAAUUUUGAUAAUAUAGUGUCAUUAUUAGUUGAUCAUAUACUAACAUCAGAUCCUACAAAAUCGUGGGUACGUCUUGCUGAAGAUUGUCAGGUAGCAGGGUUUCCUCUUGAAUAUCUCCAUCACCUAAAAUCUGAAUGUGAUGCUGGUGAUAUUGAGUUACUUAGAAUAGUUGCUAAAUUGUAG
Messenger RNA from Schistosoma haematobium, 321 nucleotides. RefSeq lists its product as uncharacterized. The transcript has 2 exons. NCBI's taxonomy places the organism in Eukaryota, Metazoa, Platyhelminthes, Trematoda, Strigeidida, Schistosomatidae. The record is from RefSeq and is a predicted model, not a curated record. Bases 1 to 321 code for a protein of 106 amino acids.